AGUAUUUUCGACAUACUCCCUGCCCGGGGAGAAGUCGUCGAGGUGGCGAUCGAUACGUUUCCGUGGUUUGUCAACGACAGCACUUGUGCACGGUCAAGACAAGACGCCACAUCCGUUAGUACCCAACAGCAGCAACAAGAGCAACAACAAUACCAAGAUCGAGAGCCAGCCAUCCCGGCUACCCAGGCCCCCGGUGAAGCCAAAGCUGCCGAGGUAGACGGGGAGCAGGCCUGUGGCACUGGCAGCACCAAUACUAGCCCCCGUUCCAGCCCUUCAGUACAGGGCACGACGACUGCAGCGACCAGCCCGGGCAGUCACCAAUGUACCGAAUUUCGGGACCAAUCGCAACAGCAGCAGCAGCAAGUCCAAGGGGCAUCACACUUGAUGUCGCCAAGGAGAACCGAAUCAGCGACGACUGGCCUUUCCGAUAACACACCUUCGCCCAUACCGAGACUUCCGGGCCCUGGCUUGCCAGGCGCACACCACGUCGAGCAAGUUCGAAGCCAGGUAACUGAUAGGCAAGCACAUACAUCCACGCCACGAUCUGGCCUUGGUCUGCAGCUUCCUCCUAUCAGCAUGGGCGCCAGUGACGUGCGCAACAUACUCAACCCACUCGACCAGCAUCCGAGUCCGGCUUUGGGACUUCCUAGGCAUUCAAGCAUGGCUAGAGGCCUUGAUUCACCUAGCGUUGAGCAGCGUCCGGCAUCGGUUGGCAGUGGACUAGCAAGAUCACCGGUGGAUGGAGUUCCCGCCCGCUACUCCACAGGCGCGAUGGCGUCCCCAUCCUACCCUUUCCCGAUUCAACUGCCUUCCCCAUCCACAGUUCGUCCAGAGGAGUCAACAUCACCACGGACUGUUUCAGCCGCACAGCAAUGGCAGCAGCAGAGGCAACUACCAGCUCUGAGUGCUCCAAAUACGCCUCAGCAGUCUGGGCCCACAAGCCUUCCGCCUUCGAGGGAGAUGGGCCCGGACAGAACACAACGAUCCUUCAGCCUUGCCGGGCCGAUGACUGGCAACAGAUCCGUUGAGUCCGAACAACAACAACAACAACAACAACAUCAGCACAACCUACCUGCGCUUUCACCAUCCUGGGGUCCUGGUCCUGGAAUAUCACCUCUUAACGUACCAAGACGACCAUCCCCAACAGGCGGUGCAUCGCUGCCGCAUGGAGCCCCUCCUUUUAGCAGCCGUACUGCGUCGCAACCCCCCAAUCGACAAGGCCUGCCACCCCUGGCUGCGGACCAACUCAAUCCUUCCACGAAGCGACCGAGGGAUGACUCGGGAUCCGAUACUUCAAACUUGUAUCGUGGUAGCAGCGAAGAGACGUCGGGACUCCCUGGUCCAAGUAGAGGAACAUCUCUGCUCUAUAACCAAAUGCUGAGGCGUGGAGGCGAACCAAGGCAGUCGAUGGUACUGAUACCACAAGGCGGAGGACAGAUUGAAUGCACAGUGGAUUUGAAGCAAGGGUCAAUUGCGGCUGAUGAGAAACGGAGGAGGAACGCAGAGGCAUCGAAGCGCUUCCGGGAACGGAAAAAGGACCACAACUUACAAACGGACCAGGAGCUUCGGGAAUCACAGCGGCAAAACAGUGCACUGAUCCACGAACGAGACUACUGGCGAGAAGAAUACCGCCGUGUGCUCAACAUGAUGCCGCCGGCUAUGAGACACGAAGCUGAGCGCACUGCGCCUCCCAUGCCGCAGCACCCCAGCGAAUCUAGUGGUGAUGAUCAUGGACACUCUCCGAUUAGUCAACAGCAGGGAGCGCCUCAGCGCGCCGGUCGGGGGAGCGGUUCAGGGCGUGGCCGUGGGAGGCGCCAGGCCAACCCGCAGUCGUUCAUGUCAUCACAGACGCCCCAGGGUAGACAGAGCGAGGGGGGAUCACCGGCUUAUAGCGAUAUGUCGAGCGUGGGACAGGAACCGGCCGCAAGGCGGCGUCGCACGGAUGACUACGGAAACUACAUGGCCUACGGAACACCGUCUCAGAGUCCACAGGCUCCAGCGCACAUACUGCCUCAUGGACAUUCGGGCACAGCAACCCCUUCACCACGACCCGUUUCUAAUGGUGGCCCGCCACCACCUGCAGGCCAUCCCCAUCACAGCCUGCCACCUCUCAACCCGGGGCCUGGCUUUCUGCCGCCGCCAGGAAGCAUGUCGUAUCGAGGUCCAGGCCUGCCCGCCGGAACUCCGCCUGCCACACAUUCUCCGCAACAACAUCCCAUGCACCAGGUGACUGGACAGCCGCAAUAUCCGCCCAUGAGUCGGCCUCCGGUAGAGACGCGGUGGGCCACUGGGCCUUCGGGCUAG
This is a messenger RNA of Pyricularia grisea, 2304 nucleotides long. RefSeq lists its product as uncharacterized. The record is from RefSeq and is a predicted model, not a curated record. Gene Ontology annotation, biological process: regulation of DNA-templated transcription. Gene Ontology annotation, molecular function: DNA-binding transcription factor activity. The annotation marks the transcript as partial. The transcript has a single exon. Lineage: Eukaryota; Fungi; Ascomycota; Sordariomycetes; Magnaporthales; Pyriculariaceae.